Messenger RNA from Phytophthora sojae, 1095 nucleotides. RefSeq lists its product as hypothetical. The coding region runs from base 1 to 1095 and encodes 364 amino acids. Lineage: Eukaryota; Oomycota; Peronosporomycetes; Peronosporales; Peronosporaceae. The transcript has 3 exons. The record is from RefSeq and is a predicted model, not a curated record.
AUGGAUCGUAGCGGGUCCACCAUCGCCAGCUUCGUUAUAGCUAGUAUCCUGCUCAAACUCGCGAUCCAGACGUUGAUCAAGCAUCAAAUUCUUAAGAAGCGCAUACGCAGCAUCCGGGUCAUGUGUGCUGCCGUGUCAUUGCCCACUUUGCUGAUCGACACACAGACACGGAUAAUUCUCCUAGGGACUCAAAGUCCCCAGUUCUUCACACUCGGAACACUAGCGCUCGCCUUAGUGGAAAUUUCGCUGCGUACUGGGAAAGCUCACUACGUCAUGCGGGUCAUUCGAAAUCGCCAAGUUAAUCUUCCCGGUCGGAGGAAGUCAACUUCACCCUCGUUGCAGCAAGGGUCCACUAAAACAAUUGACGCCAGCUCACCUUCACCAGCUACUCUGGAGUUUGAACUGUGGCGCAGCAGCUUCCUCGCCUAUCACGUGGCGGAGAUCAACGCAGAUACUUACGCCGAGUAUAUUGCGAUGGUUUGUUCUGCUGCCAUUCUGGUUUUCUUUGGUGAUCACCCGCACUAUACGCUCUUGAGAAAGCUCGAUAGUAGCAGUGACCUACGCUCCAGCCAGCUAAAGAUGUUGUUAUUCCAAAUUGCAGUUGAAGUUGUGGUUGACUUUGUGGCAACUGCGCUGGAGAUGAUGGCGGGCAUCGAGUUCAGCGUCAACAAGAGUGUCGGUGCUUUCCUCACCGUCUUCUUGGCCGCUAUCGCCGUGCUGAAUAUCAUCAUUUCGCUCGCCGCCUUGAUCGACACGAUCUCGGACCAAACCAGCAUUUCCAGGCUCAACGCAGACGUCGCUCUGCGUGGAGAUCACGAGGUCAAGCGGACUCUGCGUUGGCAAAAUGACGAUGACGAUGAAGACCGAGUCGCGAGGUUCAUCUACAAGCCUCUGAGGCUGCCAAGUUCCUUGAAUGUGGCGCCGCUGAUCAAGCCGGAAGAAGCCGCAGCGAAAGCGAAAGAAGCCAUGAUGACGUAUCCGAAGGGCUUGAGCAGCGGGACGAUGAGGCAAUUGGAGAAAGUGGAAGAGCAAAGGGCGUACGAUGUGCUUAAAAUCGAGCUCAACCCCAAUGCCAUCAGAGAUGACCCAGAGUAA